This is a messenger RNA of Biomphalaria glabrata, 2038 nucleotides long. Its product is annotated as arpin-like. Gene Ontology annotation, biological process: negative regulation of actin nucleation. NCBI's taxonomy places the organism in Eukaryota, Metazoa, Mollusca, Gastropoda, Planorbidae. The coding region runs from base 109 to 813 and encodes 234 amino acids. The transcript has 6 exons. The record is from RefSeq and is a predicted model, not a curated record.
AGAAAUAUGUCAGUUUAAUAUUUUAAUAUGACCACGGAAGUAUAUUACGAAAGUAGACAAUAAAUUAAUUUGAACAAAUCAAGAAACAUAUUUCUAAAAUUUAGUAAAAUGAGUCGAUUAUAUGACAAUAAACCUUUAGAUAAUUUGCCUGUGCAAAAUGUUAAAUGGAAUGGAGCAUGGAGCCAUUUGGCUUUUCCUAAAUCGAGCAAAGAAAAUCCUGGAGUUCUUUGUGAAGGCAAAGUGAUCAGUCAAGCAAGAAUCAGUAUUACUAGUUCUGAUAGCAGUGUUACUACCAAGGGAAGGUACUUUGUACUAUUUCUGGAAAUUGAAAAAGCUCACAGAAGAAAGUUUGAUGAAGAAGGAAAAGAAAUAGAACCAAAUUUUAGUGAAACUACAAAAGUCUCAACAGGAUAUUUGAAUUCUUCAUAUGAUGUCAAAUCCAAAGGUCAAACUGACAAACUGUCUCUUGGUCAAGUGAAAUCAUUUAUCCACAACUCUAAUAUUGAAGACAUGUUAAAAGAUCUUGUUACCAAAUCUUAUGGAGAUUUAUUUCUACUCUUUAAAGAGGAGGACCGUGAGAAAAUAGAGUUGACAAAUGGGAUGUCAGUUAGGAUCAAAACACUAGGAGAUAGCCCUAUCGUGGAAAGUCUGGUGAUUCAUGAUGAGGUGAACCUAGCAGUAAAGAAUUUUGUGGGAGAUGAUAAAAUUGGAAGCAACUGGACUGAUAAGAUAAUGAAAAUGAAAGGAUCUUCAGGAGUCGGCAAAGACAAUGUGGAAAGUUCUGAAGUUGCUGAGGAAGAAUGGGAUGACUGAAUGUGAAAAGAAAUAAAGAGACAUAUUUAUGAACUUUAUCAAAAUUUAGUUCAAAAAAACAAUAUCAUUUGUACAGACUCUACUAUAUUUUGUAUAGAUAAGAUAGGGAUAUUGUACUUUGUUGCCUCAUCAAUGUAACCAUGAUCUGCAAAAGAACAAAAAUUAAAUAGCUUCCUAUCUUGCUUCCUUUUCAAAGCUGUUUACAGAAGGUUGUUAAGGUUUAUUUAUUUGAGAUAUACAACUACACUGCUGACUACUGCCUAACAUAAAAAUCCAUGAAAGGAGAAGGGAGUUAGCAUUGUUUCAUCCCUAAUAACAUUCCGAGUGUUUUUAUUAUUUAAAUCUAUCAACUAGUUUGAUUUCUUGUUAUAUUUUUUAAAACCAUUGUCCUUAAUUUUUACCAUUGAUGAAUGGAAAUAAUAAUGCUAGAGCAUCAUGGGAUUAUGUUUUUAAAAAUCUUUUGCUGGGCAGUAAGAAUGGUCAUCUGCAGAGUUGUAAACCUCUUAGUGGACUGGACCAGCAUGCACUGAAACAAUAAGGCUGUGUGCAGUCUUGUAAGUUGUCAGAUGAUCCUUCAGAAAUGAAGAUUAUUAUGACAUAGCCCAAACCUAUAUAGAUUGAUGACAGGGGAUGACUGGGUUCAAACUGAAGCCCAUUGAGACAAUUGUCCAGAGUGCAGAUCAUAUGACCAGGCAGUCGUUUGUUUGUAAGUCAUAUGCACAGCUUUUUAACAUAUUAGUUAAUUAGUAAAUCAAUGCUUUUAUUGAAUGACACCACAAGUGAAUGCUUGAAAUAAUGAAAUAUAAGCUGAAUGUUUUCUGUUGUCAUUCAUCACAUUGAAAUGUCACAUAUUUAUGCAAGAGGUCCAAAAUUUCUGAGGCCAAUGCAAAUGAACUUGUGUGUUUUAAAGUGUGGAAUGUCAUUUCUUGAACAAAUGUAAGGGCAAAAAAAAAAGUUUAUUUUUCCAAAAGUGGAAGCUUGGACUUGGCAUUGACCCUUCUUUCCUUUUCAAACUGACUUAUCUCCAUUAGCUACUUUUAUACCACUAUAUGAUGAUGGUCUGUGUAAAUAUUGUAUGAUAAAUAGUUUUUUUUUUUUUUUCGCUGCUAUAAAAUACUCAUGGAUGUAUAGUUCUCAUAUAAAUUGUUAAUUUAUUGCUUUUCCAUCUUUUGCUGUAUCAGUAAUUUUUCUACUGGAUAAAUAAAAAAAAAAUUCAAACUUAAAA